AAAUUAUCCCCUCCAACUGGCAAUGGUUUCGCCCUGCUAAUCCCACCAAAGAUCCCACGGAAGAUCUCACGGAAGAUACUACGGAAGGCACCAUGGUGAAGGCAAAUGAGGAAGAGAUUCUAGAGAGAAAGAUCGUCAAUGUCAACGCGGAGACUGUUAGCAAUAUCACCUCCACCGACUUCCCCGGCCACUACUAUGGAGAGGACAAUUCCUGGAACCUGGAGGAGUUUAAUCAGAAUUUGAAAGUCAAGUUCCACACCAACCAGCCGUACGACUCCUCCUUCUCCCUCAUUGGAGUCGACGCCUCCAUCGCCAACGCAUUCCGCCGGAUUCUCAUCGCAGAGGUUCCGUCCCUUGCCAUCGAAAAUGUCUACAUCUUCAACAACACCUCCAUCAUCCAGGACGAGGUCCUGGCGCAUCGUCUGGGGCUGAUCCCUCUCAAAGGCUCCACAGAGGGACUGCGUUGGCUACAUUGGUUUAGAAAGGGGUUCAGUGAAGAGAACGACUAUAAUACGGUGGUCCUCAAGCUCCAGGUGCGGUGCAAAUGGCAACCAAACGGGAAAGAUCUGGCAGCACGGGGAGAGACGGACCCAAAGAAGCUCUACAUCGACUCCAAUGUCUACGCCCACCACCUCACCUUCGAACCCAUCGGCCAACAAGAGCAGCGCUUCAACGGCGUGCCCGUCGUCUCCGCUAACCCCGACAUCCUGAUAGCGAAACUCCGCCCCGGCCAAGAAAUCGACAUGGAGCUCCGCUGCAUCAAAGGCAUCGGCGCUGACCACGCCAAAUUCUCACCCGUUGCCACCGCCUCCUACCGCCUCCUCCCGCACAUCCGCAUCCUCCGCCCCAUCCUCGCUGCCGACGCCAAGAAAUUCGCCCGCUGCUUCCCCCGCGGCGUUAUCGCCCUCGACCGCGUCUCCGCCGAGGAGGCCAGCCGAGAGGGGAGUGGCUACGAGGGCCACGAGGGGGAGUUCAAGGCGAUUGUGGCGGACCCGAUGAAGGAUACGGUUAGUCGGGAGUGCUUGCGGCACGACGAGUUCAAGGAUAAGGUGAAGUUGGGGCGGAUCCAGGAUCACUUCAUCUACCACGUCGAGAGCACGGGGCAGUUGGAGAGCGAUGAACUGUUUUUGGAGAGCGUGCGGUUGCUAAAAGUGAAGUGCCGGAAGGUGAAGCGGGCGUUGAAUAACGAUAACCUGGGAUGAACGGUGAUGGACACUGGGCUUGUCACACCAUGAAGAACAUCGGAAGCCGCAUGAUGGCACCGGCGCCGACCGGGCUAUGGCGUCGCGUGGAAGAACCCUAUCCUGCGAUGGCUAGGGAGGGUGUCAGGAUGGGGGAAAUCACUCCGCUGGUUGCAGCGGUCUAUUAUCGGUAGGCAUCGGCGCUUGGGGAGGGAUCGGACGAAGAAACGACCGUUUUUGGAUCGGCAGUCCGGGCGGGGAUUGCGAAUAGAGAUGCACAAUUCAGGAACGCCUGAGCAUAGAUCGCCCCGGGCAUUGUACAAUUAGGGAGAUCAAUAGAGAUAGAUCACAUCCAACCGUGCAUAUUGGCUUGCGAGUU
Messenger RNA from Eremomyces bilateralis CBS 781.70, 1560 nucleotides. RefSeq names its product DNA-directed RNA polymerases I and III subunit RPAC1. Gene Ontology annotation, biological process: DNA-templated transcription. The transcript has 4 exons. Gene Ontology annotation, cellular component: RNA polymerase III complex; RNA polymerase I complex. Gene Ontology annotation, molecular function: DNA binding; protein dimerization activity. The coding region runs from base 93 to 1202 and encodes 369 amino acids. The record is from RefSeq and is a predicted model, not a curated record. NCBI's taxonomy places the organism in Eukaryota, Fungi, Ascomycota, Dothideomycetes, Eremomycetales, Eremomycetaceae.